AUGCCUUCCCCUACGGACUCCGCAGUAGGACUGUUUUCCGCGUGGGAAUUCCAGUGUGUCGGAGUUGCCUACUUCAUUUUUGGAGCUGCCGGCGUGCUGGCCAAUGCCUUCACCAUAGUGACGUUUAUGAGAGAAUCUCCAAUCGGCUCACCCCGUCAUAUACUGCAGCUCAACAUGGCGAUCGCCAACCUUCUGGUCUGUGUACCAUUCCCUUUCUCGGGCUUGUCCAGCUUCCGCGGAAAAUGGCUAUUUGGUGACCUUGGGUGUCAGCUGUACGGCACGGAAUCGUUUCUGGGCGGAAUGGCGGCAUCAACCUUCGUCCCUAUCGUUUGUAUGGAGCACUACCUUGCCAGCUGUAAAAAAGACUUCUACGACACCAUCUCGAGCGGCACGUGGUGGACGGUCGCCAUGUUAUGCUGGAUUUACGCCUCUCUCUGGGCCAUUUUACCUUUGUUUGGAUGGAACAGCUACGCUGUUGAAGCAUCAGGAAUCGCCUGUGGUAUCAACUGGCUGAAGAAGGACGCAAAUCACGUGACCUACCUACAGGCGAUGGUAAUUACAGGAUGCAUUCUCUUUAUCAUGGCCUUCUACGCGCUGUACCAGACACGUGUCUACUGGGAUAGUGUCCAAGUCAAAGCUGACCCUAAACCGGAGUCGAAGAACUGGUUUACAGAGAGACAGCAAGCAUGGAUGUGCCUAGCGUUCAUGCUUAUAAUGAGUAUUGGAUUCGGACCGUACGCCAUCCUUGGCUUGUGGGCAUCACUUACGGACAGCACAUCCGUAUCCACGCUAGCCAUCAUCAUCCCUUCCCUAGCCUGCAAAGCUAGCAGCUGUCUCUAUCCCAUCCCUUACAUUGUGGCCAGCGACAAGUUCCGCGCGGCCUACCUCGGAUAUCGUGUCUCGGAACAGGAGGCCAAAGACAACUGAUUAACGACCAACUGGACAUGUGUGUACAAAGGGCAGAAUUCGACCAGCAAAUCGCUGUAUCAAGCGUAUUUUUCUUGUAACGAAUGUUGACUGAACAUUUUUUUCUUUUUAGUUUUCAGUCAAGAAGGUUGUCGUGUCCGUUUAUGACUGUUUGUGUUUGUACCAGUGAACAAGAGUUGAACAGCUGUUAAAACAGGAUGAACACGAAUUCGUUGUCGUUAGGUCAACAAGCAGCUUGUGUUCUGUGUGCUUACGCAAUGGUGACGCGUCCGUCGUCCGCCUAGCCAACCGUCGUCCGUCUAACGUCAGCAUGUUCCUUUAAUCUGGCAUAUCUGCUGCACACUUGGGUGAAUAAUUAUCGAAUGAAUGAAAUUGCUGUCUUUGAUUCACCUGCAAAAGUCAUAACGUUCAAACAUUUUUAAACUUUAAGGGCUGUUUAAUAUACAAGAAGCAUGAUUGAUGAAAAUGUUUGGUAUAGAAAAUGUUAAAGUGAAAAGCUAUCAGUUUUAGUCAAAUGAAUGCCUUCACUUCACUCUCUUCAUCAUAAAAGUUAGAUACUGAAAUAGUUGACAACUCCCAGGGAAAACAGUCUUGUUGUUCCAACCAACGAAACACGUGCUAAAGAGCCAAGCUGAUAGAAUAAUAGAAUAAUAGAAUAAUAGAACGCAUCUUGACCCAGCAAGAACGUGAUAAAUGACAUCCCUGUGACAUUGUGUAAUAGGUGAGUGUUUCAGGUCUGUUUGGAAAUUUUGUAUUUGUCUUCAAAAAAUUUACUUAUUUUACCUCAGACCCAAUUUGUGUUCGUGAUUGGAUGUUUUAUCCCAUGUCUUGGCAGGUAUUGAAUUGUACAACGUAAUAGACAAAUAAAAGCAAGCCAUUAUACGCUUACUACA
Messenger RNA from Ylistrum balloti, 1820 nucleotides. RefSeq names its product visual pigment-like receptor peropsin. Gene Ontology annotation, cellular component: membrane; photoreceptor outer segment. Gene Ontology annotation, molecular function: G protein-coupled receptor activity. Gene Ontology annotation, biological process: G protein-coupled receptor signaling pathway. The record is from RefSeq and is a predicted model, not a curated record. Lineage: Eukaryota; Metazoa; Mollusca; Bivalvia; Pectinida; Pectinidae. Bases 1 to 927 code for a protein of 308 amino acids. The transcript has 6 exons.